This is a messenger RNA of Microdochium trichocladiopsis, 2182 nucleotides long. Its product is annotated as SPFH domain/Band 7 family protein. The record is from RefSeq and is a predicted model, not a curated record. Gene Ontology annotation, biological process: protein localization to plasma membrane. Lineage: Eukaryota; Fungi; Ascomycota; Sordariomycetes; Xylariales; Microdochiaceae. The transcript has 5 exons. Gene Ontology annotation, cellular component: plasma membrane. The coding region runs from base 201 to 1775 and encodes 524 amino acids.
CGUUGGAACUGGUCCAUUCCAGUCAUCACACGUCCAAAGGUGUUUACAGCAAGCACCUCCCACCCAACCUUUCUCUAGAGAGAGGUACCACCACAUAUACGCAGCUUAGACUCACUUACACACGACAUCUCGGCACAACACGUCCGCGGCCGUCCUACACACUCUCACACCUCUACGCAUCACAUCCAUAUACCGCCACAAUGAGAUACCAGAUUGCGCAGCCCCACGAGUACCUGGCCAUCACUGGCUCAGGUAUCAAGACGGUCCGCAUCACAAAGGCCGCCUGGGUAUGGCCCUUCCAGCGAUGCGCCCGCUUUUCGGUGCAGCCCCACGAUUAUGCCAUGAAUCUGCAAGCAAUGACGCGGGAGAAGCUUCAAUUCCUUCUUCCAGUCGUCUUAACCGUCGGCCCUGAUGUAAACACACGGGGCGCCAAUAGCACCAUUCAGGGUGCGUCCGCAGAGGACGAGGGCAACGAGGACCGCGGAGACGCACUGGUGAAGUACGCCAUGCUUCUUGCCGACUCGGACGAGAAACAGGGUAGCACGACCCAGUACCUCGAGAACAUUGUCAAGGGUAUCGUAGAGGGUGAGAUUCGUGUGCUCGUGUCGAGCAUGACCAUGGAGGAAAUAUUUACCGAGAGAGAGGAGUUCAAGCGCCGCAUCUUUCGCAACAUUCAGGGCGAACUGGACCAGUUUGGUCUCAAGAUCUACAAUGCCAACGUCAAGGAGCUCAAGGACGCCGUUGGCUCGACCUACUUCCAAUCUUUGUCCCAGAAAGCGCACGAGGGUGCCACCAACCAGGCCCGUAUCGAUGUCGCCGAGGCCCAGCUCAAGGGUACGGUCGGUGAGGCCCACCGCCACGGCCAGCGGGACCAGGAGAUUGCCAAGAUUCACGCCGACACGGCCGUCGCAAAGACGGAGCGUGAUAUCGAGCGUGCUGUCGCCGAGGCCAGGCUGGCCACCGAGAAGACCAAGCUCGACCAGGAAGUCGACAUCGCCCGCAUCCAGGCUGUCCGCGCCACAGAGGCCCAGGACGAGGAGCUCAAGAAGACGGUCCAGACUCGCCGUGCCGCGGCCGAGCUCGAGCGUCUCCGUGCCAUUGACGUCGUCAAGGCCGAGAUUGCAAAGGAGGCGACGCAGCAGGCCGCCGAUGCCAAGGCAUACGAGGUGCAAGCCCAAGCCAAGGCCGAUUUCGAGAAGAUGACACGCCAGGCCGAUGCAAAGGCCUACCAGGUCCAGGCCGAGACCAAGGCAAAGACGGACAUGAUGACCCGGAACGCCGAUGCUGCAGCCUACUCGACCAGAGUCGACGCCGAGGCCGGCAACCACGCCGCUCUCCAGGCCGCGGACGCUCAGCUGGCCGCCCGUCUCAAGGAGGCGGAGGGUCUCAGCGCCAUGGCCGAUGCCUACAUGAAGAUGAGCCAGGCAUUCGGUGGUCCCACAGGCCUGCUGAACUACAUGAUGAUCGAGAAGGGCACUUUCGUCCAGCUCGCGCAGGCCAACGCGGCUGCCGUCAAGGGCAUGCAGCCCAAGAUCAACGUGUGGAACACUGGUCCCGAUGCUGGUACUGGUAGCGGAAGCGGUGCUGGCGGUGGUAGCGAGACUGCGGCCCUCCGUAACGUCUACCAGAUGCUCCCGCCCCUGAUGUCGACGAUCCACGACCAGACGGGUAUCUCACUCCCCGAGUGGCAGUUUGGGCGCAUGCCUGCCGCGAAUAACGACAGCCAGGUCGCGAACGUUGAGGCCAAGCAACACGGUGUGAAUGGCCACAAGUAGUAGGCUCGCUUGGCUAGCGAGCUGAUUGUGAGCUUACGAACUUGCACUUUUCUUUUGUCUUUGGGUUUGUGUGGCUCUGGCAGCGAUACCAUGUAUAUCAUAGUUUUGCUUUGCUCUUCCAUCUCCUCCAUUUAGGGUAACGUCAUUGCUCCUCUGAAAGCUUGGAGCCAUUGAUGUUACAAGGAGACUUGGCUGGCGACUUCUCCUUUGUCAUUUUCCUGUCCGAUACCCCUGCAUUCUAGCAUAUAGAUCGCAAAUACAACAGCGCGCUACUUAAAAGUAUGUAACUGCCUUCGCACAAAGGGAAGAUGAAGAAUGGUGCAGGCACGGUCCGGCGCGCCUGCAAUAAGCUCAUAGGGAGCAUCAACUGCUUGAGGCAGGUGGUCAAGUGGUCCAUUAUAUCCUCG